AGGAAAUUAAUAAGAAGAUGCAUGUAGAAAGAAAUUUUGACGAAAAAGGAAAAAAAAAAGUCAAGAAAACAUAAACAUUAUUAAUUUUUGCUAGAUCUACGCGGCUUCCCUCUCUAAGUCCUAACAGAACACUGCCUCUUCCUCCGCCCUACAAAUACCAAUUCACAACCAUAGUAAAAUCACUCACAAGCUCUUCCUUCUCUCUCUGUCUAACCCAAAUUCAAACCACAAUGGCUGAUUUUGCAGCAAUCUCCCCAACACCACUUCUAAAAGAUGAGUUAGACAUAGUGAUUCCCACCAUUAGAAACUUAGAUUUCUUAGAGAUGUGGAGGCCCUUCUUCCAACCAUACCAUCUUAUCAUUGUUCAAGAUGGUGACCCAUCAAAGAUUAUUAAAGUUCCUGAAGGCUUUGAUUAUGAACUCUAUAAUAGGAACGAUAUCAACAGGAUUUUGGGUCCUAAGGCUUCUUGUAUUUCUUUCAAGGAUUCUGCUUGUAGAUGCUUUGGUUAUAUGGUUUCUAAGAAGAAGUAUAUCUACACAAUUGAUGAUGACUGCUUCGUUGCUAAAGAUCCUAGUGGCAAAGACAUUAAUGCACUUGAGCAGCACAUAAAGAAUCUUCUCUGUCCAUCAACUCCAUUUUUCUUCAACACCCUGUAUGACCCAUACCGAACUGGUGCAGAUUUCGUUCGAGGGUAUCCAUUUAGCCUUCGUGAGGGUGUCCCAACAGCUGUAUCCCAUGGUCUCUGGCUCAACAUCCCAGAUUAUGAUGCCCCCACCCAGCUUGUCAAGCCUCUUGAGAGGAACACCAGGUAUGUAGAUGCUGUAAUGACUAUACCAAAGGGAACUUUGUUCCCCAUGUGCGGUAUGAAUCUGGCAUUCAACCGUGAGUUGAUUGGUCCUGCAAUGUACUUUGGUCUCAUGGGAGACGGUCAGCCAAUUGGGCGCUACGACGAUAUGUGGGCUGGCUGGUGCACCAAGGUUAUAUGCGACCACUUAGGUUUUGGAGUCAAGACAGGAUUGCCUUACAUCUAUCACAGCAAAGCUAGCAAUCCAUUUGUGAACCUUAAGAAGGAAUACAAAGGAAUCUAUUGGCAAGAAGAGCUGAUCCCAUUUUUCCAGUCUGCAGUCCUUCCAAAAGAAUGUACCACUGUUCAGAAGUGCUACAUUGAACUCUCCAAGCAAGUUAGGGCAAAGCUUGGUAAAAUAGAUGAAUACUUUGUCAAGCUGGCAGAUGCCAUGGUCACAUGGGUUGAAGCAUGGGAUGAGCUGAACCCAUCUGGAAACUCUGGUGAAUUGCCUAAUGGUGCUGCAAAAUAGAUUUCUUGAUACGAGGGAGGCCAUUAAAUUUGUCACGUCAGAGAUGUUAUCAUGACAUUUAUAGUCCUAGGCAGGCUGUAUCUUGAUGAGCCCAUUUACGAUCUCAUUUACCAAGCUUUUUUGCUUUAAGGCUUGGAUUAAUUAUUUUGCAGGUUGAGGAAAAAGAUUUUAUUUGUCUUAUUAAUAUUCAUGGAUUCUCUAUAUUCAAGUAAGUGUAGUUUUGAUUGUUA
Ricinus communis (castor bean) is the source of this 1546-nucleotide messenger RNA. RefSeq names its product probable UDP-arabinopyranose mutase 2. The record is from RefSeq and is a predicted model, not a curated record. Gene Ontology annotation, cellular component: cytosol; Golgi apparatus. Bases 231 to 1316 code for a protein of 361 amino acids. NCBI's taxonomy places the organism in Eukaryota, Viridiplantae, Streptophyta, Magnoliopsida, Malpighiales, Euphorbiaceae. Gene Ontology annotation, molecular function: UDP-arabinopyranose mutase activity. Gene Ontology annotation, biological process: plant-type cell wall biogenesis; UDP-L-arabinose metabolic process. The transcript has 4 exons.